This is a messenger RNA of Marchantia polymorpha subsp. ruderalis, 2186 nucleotides long. Lineage: Eukaryota; Viridiplantae; Streptophyta; Marchantiopsida; Marchantiales; Marchantiaceae. The record is from the annotation of a GenBank genome assembly.
GCGACGGUGCCCCGGAGGCCCGGGGGAUUAAUUGCGACGUUGGGUGCGCAUCUGGCACUUGCGAGGACAGGGACGAAGAAGCUUUAUCGUCCGAGCGGCAGAAGGGUCUGGUCUUCUCGCCUUCCUCUCUCUCUCUCUCGCGCACGACACGGAGACUCGCGGUGCCUUCGAGGUGACGACGAGGCGAGGCGAGGCGAGGCGAGGGGGCUCUUUCCUUCCUACGACGCGUGCUGGUGAUUGUUAUUUAGACUCUUCGGCCUCGUGCUGCUGCCGAUUCGUACCACCUGUAGAGGAACGGGGAUUGCUGUUUUCCUCUCUCUAGUCUCUGAGUUGUGAAUCUGCACCGACGACGAGGGAAAGAAGGCUGGAAUCGGUCGCUGGUAGCGGAGGAGAAACUUGUAGUCGUUGACUUCGUUUUUUUGAGGAAGAUUUAUUGACAGUGAGUUUUCACGAGAUGGCUGGGGUGGCACUUGGAGCGUGCGCAAGCCCGAGGGUGGCUUCGAUCGGAUCGAGCCACAAAUCAGUAGUUGCCGAUGCCGGAGUAUCCCCGGCCUCCGUCUUGGUCUCUCCUAGGUCUUCCAAGCGCCAAUACCGCAAGAUUUCCGCCGUGGUGCUGCCGAAGUCAAUGAAUGGCCUGCGUCUCGCUUUCAGUCCUCUGGCCUCACCGGUACUGAGGCGGUCUCCUCGAGCUGUUGGAAUUAGGGCAGAGGCAUCCUCUGGAGGGCAGAGCUAUGAUGUUGCCCCACUCGAGCCGGAGUCUCCAACUGGUCAAUUCCUUGUCUCAGUUCUGAAAAGCCACCCGCAUCUGUUUCUCUCGGCUGCCGAGCAGCAAUUGGGUGACAUGGCGAAGGCUCGAGAGGCAGAUGAAGCUAGUCCGUCCGGCACUGACUUAGUUCUUUACAAGAGGAUAGCUGACCUGAAAGCAGAGGAACGACGAAAGGCCGUGGAGGAAAUUAUAUAUGCUUUGAUUGUGCACAAGUUCGUCGAGGCCGACGUGAAUCUGGUUCGGACUUUACCAUCCGUCUCUGACACUGAUACCAGACAGGUGGAGAUUUCGCCUGCACAGGAGAAGCAGCUAGAGAUUGUCCAUUCAGCAGAGGCGUUGGAGAUGGUGAGGGAGCAUCUGGCCGUAGUUUUAGGAGGAAGGGGAACAUCCACUUUCCUGGAUCAACACACGAUUGCGCACAUUAGCAAGUUGCGAGUCGGCCAGGUUUACGCUGCAUCGAUCAUGUACGGUUACUUCUUGCGGAGAGUGGACCAAAAGUUUCAGCUCGAGAAGACGAUUAAGGCCUUGAAUCGGGGAAUGGGUGAACUUCUUGAAGCCGACACGUUUCAAAUAUCGGACGACGACAGAGUCGACGAGACUGCUGCCGGUAGGGACCCUCUUGCAGCUGAGGCCGCUGCUGCCAUUGCCAACUUGAACGCGUCUGAUGCAGCGAGGCAAGGGUUUGGACCAAACAUUCUCCCUGGAGGCAUGAAGCCGAGUAAAUUAAGGUCAUAUGUGAUGUCUUUUGACCCUGACACGCUGCACCGAUGUGCAACUAUGAGGGCGAAGGAGAGUUUGAACGUGAUCGAGAAGCACGCUGAAGCUCUGUUUGGAAAGCCGGAAAUUCGAGUUGCUCCUGAUGGUUCCUUCACCGUGGUUUCUGAUGAUACAAUCAGAGUUAGUUUUUCUGGUCUCAGAAGGCUAGUGCUGGAGGCCGUUGCUUUCGGUAGUUUCCUCUGGGACGCCGAGAGUUAUGUGGACUCUCAAUACAACAUCAUUGCUCGCCAAUAGUGUGUAAGUGUUGUUAUAGCCCAUCAUGCGGUCAAAUUAAAAUGUACCACUAGCCUAUACUUAGAUCAAUUGUCAGCCAUUGUAGUAAGUUCAUCGGCAAUCUUCGAGAUUGUUCAGGGCAAGCAAAAAGUCUUGUCUUCCAACGCAUUUAGUUGAACGGGAACUCAAACCUUUGUCCAUAUUUGCACCGGUCCCGUAUCCAUGAGGAUGCUGUAAAUCGUUAUAAGUCCGUAGCUUACUCAAGGUAGUCACGAAGCUAUCAUUGGCAAAGUCUUCUUCUCUGAAAUUGCAGAGAAUGUAAACAUCAAGUUACAGUUUUUAUUUUUGGUGUUUUAAACAAACACGCCAGCAUUGUGGUUCGUGAACUGUCUAUGUCGAUGUGAAAGUGAAGUGGCAAAUUUUGUCUAUG